Messenger RNA from Budorcas taxicolor (takin), 3324 nucleotides. It is a transcript of the gene MAML3, whose product is annotated as mastermind like transcriptional coactivator 3. Gene Ontology annotation, molecular function: transcription coactivator activity. The record is from RefSeq and is a predicted model, not a curated record. NCBI's taxonomy places the organism in Eukaryota, Metazoa, Chordata, Mammalia, Artiodactyla, Bovidae. Gene Ontology annotation, cellular component: nucleoplasm; nuclear speck. The coding region runs from base 1 to 3324 and encodes 1107 amino acids. The transcript has 5 exons. Gene Ontology annotation, biological process: positive regulation of transcription of Notch receptor target; Notch signaling pathway.
AUGGGGGAUUUCGCAGCCCCCGCUGCUGCCGCGAAUGGCAGUAGUAUUUGCAUCAACAGUAGCCUGAACAGCAGCCUCGGCGGGGCCGGGAUCGGUGUGAAUAAUACUCCCAAUAGUACUCCCGCUGCUCCGUGUAGCAAUCACCCGGCUGCCGGCUGCGGCACCGGCGGCUCCGGGGGACCGGGCGGCGGACCGGCGGCCGUCCCCAAGCACAGCACGGUGGUGGAGCGGCUCCGCCAGCGCAUCGAGGGCUGCCGGCGGCACCACGUCAACUGCGAGAACAGGUACCAGCAGGCUCAGGUGGAGCAGCUGGAGCUGGAGCGCCGGGACACCGUGAACCUCUACCAGCGGACCUUGGAGCAGAGGGCCAAGAAAUCUGGCGCCGGCGCCGGCAAGCAACAGCACCAGAGCAAACCCCAGCAAGAUGCGGAGGCUGCCUCGGCGGAGCAGAGGAACCACACGCUGAUCAUGCUCCAAGAGACUGUGAAAAGGAAGUUGGAAGGAGCCCGAUCACCACUUAAUGGAGACCAGCAGAACGGGGCUUGCGAUGGAAGCUUUUCUCCAACUAGCAAGCGGAUACGAAAGGACAUUCCCACGGGGAUGGAAGCCAUCAACAAUUUACCCAACAACAUGCCGCUGCCUUCAGCUUCUCCGCUUCACCAACUUGACCUGAAGCCUUCUUUGCCCUUGCAGAAUAGUGGGACUCACACUCCUGGGCUUCUGGAAGACCUGAGUAAGAAUGGGAGACUCCCAGAACUUAAACUUCCUGUGAAUGGUUGCAGUGACCUGGAGGACAGCUUCACCGUCUUGCAGAGCAAAGAUCUCAAACAGGAACCUCUCGACGACCCUACUUGCAUAGACACAUCAGAAACCUCUCUUUCCAAUCAGAACAAGCUGUUCUCGGACAUUAACCUGAACGAUCAGGAGUGGCAGGAGUUAAUAGACGAACUGGCCAACACCGUUCCUGAAGACGACAUACAGGACCUGUUCAAUGAAGACUUUGAAGAGAAGAAGGAGCCGGAAUUCUCGCAACCGGCCACAGAGACCCCGCUGUCCCAGGAGAGCGCCAGCGUGAAGAGCGACCCGUCUCACUCUCCCUUCGCGCACGUCUCUCUGGGCUCCCCCCAGGCCAGGCCUUCUUCUUCGGGUCCUCCCUUCUCCACCGUCUCCACGGCCACCAACUUACCUUCUGUGGCCACCACUCCCGUGGCGCCCAACCCUGCCAGCUCCCCAGCGAACUGUGCGGUCCCGUCCCCUCAAACUCCGAACCCAGCUCUCACGCCGGGCCAGGCUCCGUCUCGGCCCGGAAAUGGUUAUCUCCUUAAUCCUGCAGCCGUGCCGGUGGCCGCUGCGGGCUCGGGCCCCGGGGCCGUGCCCGGCUCUGACCUGUCCCCCGCCGAGCAGCUCAAGCAGAUGGCCGCGCAGCAGCAGCAAAGGGCCAAACUCAUGCAGCAGAAGCAGCAGCAGCAGCACUCAAAUCAGACUUCCAGUUGGUCUCCCUUAGGGCCUCCAUCCAGUCCCUACGGAGCAGCUUUCCCGGCGGAAAAACCAAAUAGCCCCAUGAUGUACCCCCAAGCCUUUAACAACCAAAAUCCUAUAGUGCCUCCCAUGGCCAACAACCUGCAGAAGACGACAAUGAAUAACUACCUCCCUCAGAAUCACCUGAAUAUGAUCAAUCAGCAGCCAAAUAACAUGGGUACAAACUCCUUAAACAAACAGCACAAUAUUCUGACUUAUGGCAACACUAAGCCUCUGACCCACUUUAAUGCCGACUUGAGUCAGAGGAUGACGCCCCCGAUGGCCAAUCCCAACAAAACCCCCCUCACGCCCUACAUCCAGCAGCAGCCCCCGCAGCCGCAGCCCCCGCAGCAGCCCCCACCUCAGCUCCAGGCCCCCAGGGCACACCUGAGUGAGGACCAGAAGCGCGUGCUCCUCAUCAAGCAGAAGGGAGUGAUGAGUCAGCCCAUGGCUUACCCGGCGCUGCCAUCCCACGGUCAGGAGCAGCACCCAGUGGGGCUUCCCCGGACCACGGGCCCCAUGCAGUCCUCUGUGCCCCCAGGCUCAGGGGCCAUGGUCUCCAGAGCGGGGCCUGCGGGGCCAGGCUUCCUGGGCAGCCAGCCCCAGACAGUCCUCAUGAAGCAGAUGCUCAUUGACCAGCGGGCCCAGCUGAUGGAGCAGCAGAAACAACAGUUCCUGCGGGAGCAGAGGCAGCAGCAGCAGCAGCAGCAGAUUCUCACAGAGCAGCAGCUGCAGCAGCCACACUUACCCCGGCAGCACCUGCAGCAGCAGCAGCGGAAUCCGUACCCAGUGCAGCAGGUCACCCAGUUUCAAGGAUCUCCCCAGGAUAUAGCAGCUGUGAGGAGCCAGGCCGCCCUCCAGAGCAUGCGAACUUCACGGCUGAUGGCACAGAAUGCAGGCAUGAUGGGAAUGGGACCCUCCCAGAACCCAGGGACAAUGGCCGCAGCGGCCACCCAGUCAGAGAUGGGACUGGCCCCUUACAGCAACACACCUACCAGCCAACCGGGAAUGUACAACAUGAGCACAGGAAUGACCCAAGUGUUGCAGCACCCAAACCAAAGCGGUAUGAGUAUCACACACAACCAAGCCCAGGGGCCGAGGCAGCCCUCCUCGGGGCAAGGGGUUGGGAUGGUGAGUGGGUUUGGUCAGAGCAUGCUGGUGAACUCGCCCAUGACCCAGCAGCGCCAGCAGAUGAAGGUAGGCCAGGCCUUGCCCAGGCCCCAGGGCCCACCGAGGCUGCAAGGCAUCAUGGGAACGGUCCAGCAGGGAAGCCAGAGCUGGCAACAGAGGGGCUUACAGGGGAUGCCUGGGAGGACUAGUGGAGAGUUAGCAUCAUUCAACAAUGGCGCCAGCUACCCGCUGCAAGCUGGGCAACCGAGGCUGACCAAGCAGCACUUCCCCCAGGGACUGAGCCAGGUGGUGGAUGCGAACACUGGCGGGGUGAGAACUCUCAACCCGGCCGCCAUGGGUCGGCAGAUGAUGCCGCCGCUCCCGGGGCAGCAAGGCACCAGCCAGGCCAGGCCCAUGGUCAUGACGGGCCUGAGCCAGGGCGUUCCCAGCAUGCCAGCCUUCAGCCAGCCCCCGGCACAGCAGCCGAUGCCCAGUGCCAGCUUUGCCUCCAGCAGCCAGAGCCAAGCCUAUGAGAGGAACCCCCCUCAGGACAUGUCGUACAAUUACAGUGGCGACACGGCAGGGGCAUCCUUCCCCGGCCUCUCAGACGGUGCCGACCUUGUGGACUCCAUCAUCAAAGGUGGACCGGGGGACGAGUGGAUGCAGGAGCUCGAUGAAUUGUUUGGAAACCCCUAG